Molecule: messenger RNA, 1960 nt
Organism: Lepus europaeus (European hare)
Lineage: Eukaryota; Metazoa; Chordata; Mammalia; Lagomorpha; Leporidae
Gene: TRIP6
Product: thyroid hormone receptor interactor 6
Exons: 9
Coding region: 264-1706 (480 amino acids)
Biological process (GO): positive regulation of non-canonical NF-kappaB signal transduction
Source: RefSeq, a predicted model, not a curated record
GGCAGGAGGGGGCCGACUGGGGGAGGGACCGCAGAUUAGGGCCUAGGGGGCCACGUGACCCUCCCCCAGGAAUGCGGUGACGUCACAGGGGCGUGGCCGUCCCCAAAAUUAGGGAGGAAGGGGAAAAAAAAACCAGCCAGAAAAAGUUUCUUUCCUGGAGUCCCAAACGAGGUGUAGGACGGAAGAGGGGGCCGAGGUCAGAGGCCCUGGGCUCCGAGAGGCCCUGCCUGCUGUCUGGGGUCCCCCCCACCCCGUUCCAGACCAUGUCGGGGCCCACCUGGCUGCCCCCUAAGCAGUCGGAGCCCACCAGAGCCCCUCAGGGGAGAGCACUCCCCCGAGGUGCCCCGGGGCUGCCACCCGCCCACGGAACAGCACUCCAGCCCCACCCCAGGGUCAAUUUUUGCCCCCUCCCAUCUGAGCAGUGUUACCAGCCCCCCGGGGGACGCGAUGACCGGGGGCCAGCCUGGGUGGGGUCCCACGGAGCACCCCAGCGCUCCCAGGGGCUGCCCCCAGACAGGGGGGGCCUGCGCCCCGGCAGUCUGGAUGCUGAGAUAGACUCGCUGACCAGCAUGCUGGCCGAGCUGGAUGGGGGCCGUGGACACGCUCCCCGGAGGCCGGAGCGGCAGGCUUACGAGGCCCCUCAGCCCCCUGCCUACCGCGCAGGCUGCCUGAAGCCCAAUGGAGGGGGCGCCCCAGCCCCUCCGCCACCAGCAUCCCCCUAUGGGGGCCCCACACCGGCCUCCUACGCUACCGCCAGCACCCCAGCCGGCCCAGCCUUCCCGGUGCAAGUGAAGGUGGCACAGCCUGUGAGAGGCUGCGGCCCGCCCAGGCGGGGGGCCUCGCAGGCCUCUGGACCCCUUCCCGGCCCCCACUUUCCUCUUCCAGGCCGAGGGGACAUCUGGGGGGGUGGCUAUCGGAGCCACCGUGGGCCUGGGCCGGGGGGGAAAGAGGAGACUGUUGGGGUGUCUGGCUCUGCAGGAGGAUCCAGAGGCGGCGGGCACGGGCCGCAGGUCCCCCUGAGCCAGCCUGCUGAGGAGGAGCUGGAGAGGCUGACCAAGAAGCUAGUGCAGGACCUGAACCACCCGCCCAGCGGGGAGUACUUCGGCCGAUGUGGUGGCUGUGGAGAGGACGUGGUCGGGGAUGGCGCCGGGGUCGUGGCCCUGGACCGUGUCUUCCACGUGGGCUGCUUUGUGUGUUCCACGUGCCGGGCGCAGCUCCGGGGCCAGCAUUUCUAUGCCGUGGACAGGAGGGCGUACUGUGAGAGCUGCUACGUGGCCACCCUGGAGAAAUGUUCCACGUGCUCUCAACCUAUCCUGGACCGGAUCCUGCGGGCGAUGGGCAAGGCCUACCACCCUGGCUGCUUUACCUGCGUGGUGUGCCACCGUGGCCUGGACGGCAUCCCCUUCACCGUGGACGCCACCAGCCAGAUCCACUGCAUCGAGGACUUCCACAGGAAGUUUGCCCCGCGAUGCUCGGUGUGCGGCGGGGCCAUCAUGCCUGAGCCAGGGCAGGAGGAGACGGUGAGAAUUGUUGCCCUGGAUCGCAGCUUUCACGUCGGCUGUUACAAGUGCGAGGAGUGUGGGCUGCUGCUGUCGUCCGAGGGCGAGUGCCAGGGCUGCUAUCCGCUGGAUGGGCACAUUUUGUGCAAGGCCUGCAGCGCCUGGCGCAUCCAGGAGCUCUCAGCCACCGUCACCACCGACUGCUGAGGCUUCCCGGGUGCACCUGCUGCCUCAGCCCGUUCCGUUCCCGGUCGCUACCCCCCCCCACCUGCCUUUGCAACUUUGUUACCAAACGUCUCCUCUCCCUCCAAACGUCCUGAAAUAAUAAUCCGAGUUCACAACCCGCCAAGUCUGCUGUCCCAUGAUUGUCACAGUAGCAGCGCAAGCACCGUUACUGUUUAUCACACAGAUCCAGUGUGGGGCGAUUCUCAAAUGACGGAACCGAGAUCGGGACCUGGGCC